This is a messenger RNA of Phyllostomus hastatus (greater spear-nosed bat), 1800 nucleotides long. RefSeq names its product TATA-box binding protein associated factor, RNA polymerase I subunit A (gene TAF1A). Gene Ontology annotation, biological process: transcription by RNA polymerase I. Bases 207 to 1559 code for a protein of 450 amino acids. Gene Ontology annotation, cellular component: RNA polymerase I transcription regulator complex. Lineage: Eukaryota; Metazoa; Chordata; Mammalia; Chiroptera; Phyllostomidae. The transcript has 11 exons. The record is from RefSeq and is a predicted model, not a curated record.
GCGCGGCGGAAGUUAGGGUCGCAGCUGGGUCCGCGCGGCGGAAGUUAGGGUCGCAGCUGUGUCUACACGCCGCCUGAGAGUCGGAGCGGAUUUUGCGCAUGCUCACACGCAGCAGUCGCUAACGCCGCUUCCGGUGGUUGCGCCGGCCGCGCCAGACCCACGAUCCCAGCUUUAGCGGUGCGGAAGGGGUCCGGCUUUGGGCAGGUAUGAGUGAUUUCAGCGAAGACUUGCUAAGGCCCAGGACGGAGGAUGGCCCAGGGGAACUGAGAGUGGGCUCCGGUUCAGGAAUGCAUUUUCCGUGGCUGCAAAAGCUUGUAGAGAGUGUGGCGACUGGAGGGAGAAAGCAGAAGGAGUUUGCUCAGACAACAAGCGCCUGUUUAAGCUUCAUCCAGGAAGCUCUGCUGAAGCACCAGUGGCAGCGAGCGGCCGAAUACAUGCACAGUUACUUUCAGAUCUUGGAGGACUCAGACAGCAACAAAAGGCAGGCUGCGCCCGAGAUUAUUUGGAAACUCGGAAGUGAAAUUCUCUAUUACCAUCCCAAAAGCAACGUGGAGACUUUCAGCGCCUUUGCUGACAGGAUGAAGAAUAUCGGCGUGAUGAAUUACUUAAAGAUCUCCUUGCAGCACGCGCUGUACCUCGUGCACCACGGGCUGCUUGACGACGCCAGCAGAAACCUCAGCCAGGCGGAGACAUGGCGCUACGGUGACAAGUCCGCUUCCCAGGAGGUGCUGAUCAGCCUGGUCCAGGCCUACAAAGGGCUGCUGCGGUACUACACCUGGUCAGAGAAGAAGGUGGAGCUGUCCCGGCUCGACCAGGAUGAUUACGCCUACAGCGCCGCGUCGCAGAGCAUGCUCGACCACAGCUGGAAGACCUCCACGGACUUCCGUUCGCUCAUUCAGGUUCCUGGAGUCUGGGACCCCUUUGUGAAGAGUUAUGUGGAGAUGCUGGAGUUCUACGGGGACCGCGAAGGAGCCCGCGAGGUCCUCACGAAUUACGCCUACGACGAGAAGUUCCCGUCGAACCCGAACGCGCACGUGUACUUGUACGGCUUCCUGAAGAGGCAGAAGGCUCCCAGGGAGCAGCUGAUCAGUGUGCUGAGGAUUUUGUAUCAGAUUGUACCAUCUCAUAAGCUGAUGUUAGAAUUCCAUAGAUUACUGAGGAAAUCAGAGCGAGAGGAGCACCGCAAGCUGGGCCUGGAGGUGCUGUUCGGUGUCCUGGAUUUCGCGGGGUGCACUAAGAACAGGACCGCUUGGCAGUACUUGGCAAAGUGUCUCAGACAGACCUUAACGGGAAACCAUCUCGCCUGGGUGCUCGAGCAGUGGACUUCCAGGAAGAACUGGUGGCCCGGCUUUCACUUCAGCUCCUUCCGGGCGAGAGGCGACUGGACGGAGGACAGAGCUCUGGCUCAGGAGAAAGCCUUCGUGGCGGGCACGCUGCUGGGCAGAGGUUGUCGAUAUUUUCGGUAUAUUUCAAAACAAGACCAUCAAGCUUUGAGGAAGAAAAUGAAGCGGAUAAAGAAGUUGGUGAAAAAAUACAGUAUCGUAAAUUCAGGACUCUGAUGUUGAAUUUAAGUUAUUUCAGAUUAGUGGCUACAGCGUUGUAGCUCCAUAGAUAAUUAUCGAAUGUAUUUAUUGGGUAUUUUAAGAAGAUAGUUUUUUAUAUGGCUAUAAAAUAACUUUAUUUUUGUAUUUAUGUUUACUAUUAUUUAUAGCUGGACAAACAGUCUCACUACCUCUACUCUUUGUAAAUAAGUGUUUUUUCCUUUUUUGUACUGUUAUAUGUAGCAUUUAUUAAGGAAUA